This is a messenger RNA of Terrapene triunguis (Three-toed box turtle), 1692 nucleotides long. Its product is annotated as translational activator of cytochrome c oxidase 1. Lineage: Eukaryota; Metazoa; Chordata; Testudines; Emydidae. Bases 1 to 924 code for a protein of 307 amino acids. The transcript has 6 exons. The record is from RefSeq and is a predicted model, not a curated record. Gene Ontology annotation, cellular component: mitochondrion.
AUGAAUCAAACUAUUAAACAAGCUCUAUGCAAAGUAGUGCAAGACACUGGCAAAGAUUGGGACGAUAAAUUGCCAAUGGUGUUGGCGGCCAUCCGAAGUAGUGAUCUGUUGGCCAGUGGAUCUCGCUCUGCCUUUGUCUUCUACAUCAAGGAGCCCUUCACUAGCAGGUGUGUAAAUCAGAAGGGAUCAGAUUAUUAUGACUCACCUGAGGAGGGGCUCUCAGGCCCGGAGCUUUCCCUGGAGUUCUCGGCAUCCCUGAUCCAGAGCUCAGCCUCCCCUACCUCGAUCCGGUGGAUUAAGUCCGAAGGGGGACCCAACCCUGAUCUCAAUACCAACCUGGCCAACAUCAUUGAGCAGUGCCGGAGCAAGAGCAUGCCCAAAGCAUCCAUUGAGGUGGCCAUCAAGGGAGGGGACAAAGGGAAGAGCUCCUCGUACCUGCUCUACGAAGCCAGAGGCCCUGGGGGAUCUGCGCUGCUCAUUGAGGUGCUGACGGACAAUGCAAAGCGAGCCUACCAGGAUGUUCGGCUCAUCCUGAGCCGCAAUGGGGCGCAGAUGUCCGACGGGGCCCGGCACAGCUUUGACAAGAAGGGGGUGAUCACGGUCAGCGGGCAGGACUCUCAGCAGAGGCCAGUGGCCCUGGAGCAGGCCCUGGAGCUGGCGAUCGAGGCCGGGGCCCAGGAUGUGUGGGAAGAAGACGAUGACGAGGAGCGAGCAGUUCUGAAGUUUGUGUGUGAGGUGCCAUCACUGCACCAGGUGCGGGAGAAGCUGGACUCGCUGGGGCUACAGUCGCUCUCCGCUGCCCUGGAGUUCAUCCCCAAUGCCAGGGUGCGGCUGUCAGAUGAGGAGAUGGAGCGGGCAUCCCAGCUGCUGGCCACGCUGGGCGACUGCCAGGAGGUGAUCCGGGUCUACGACAACAUCGAGUAGGGGCCAGCGCAUGGGGGUAGCAGAUGGAUGGUGACAAGGCACGUCGGUCCCGGCUUGGCCUAGUCCUGGCCUAAGAUCAGCCCAUAUGGUGGGCAAUGGGUGCAGCUCAGCUUGAGAUCCUCCUGUAUGGACGGCAACCGGUGUGUGGUUCACAGCUUGGCCUAGUCCCUUGGAUCAGGAGCCCAUGGGGCAACCAUUUCAGGACUCUGCCUCAUCCCGCCCUGGGAUUGGACACCUGAGCGCCACGUGGUUUAGGGCUCGGCCCAAGAUCGGUCUUAAUUUGAGAUUUCUUCCCAGGGUGAACCAUCCCCAUCGCUUUCGGGCCAUUAGUAACAGGUGCAGCUCUCCAGGUUGCCAGCACUGGGUGCAAUCUGGCGGCACUCUCUGGGGCAGAAGCCCUUGCUCCUGAGGAUGGGGCGUGUUCUCUGAGGCAUCUUAUGGCUCCUAACGUCGUCCCCUGGGAUUCGUGACCUGAAUGCCUCGGCUCCCCUCUUGAGUCUGAUCCAGCAGGCCUUCUGCAAUAAGGCCUCCCUGCGUGAUGCUCUGGCAUGUCCCCCUCCCGCUGGGUGGAGGGAGCUUCCUCUGCACCCAGCACCGAAUGCUCCGCGGAUAAAGAGUAACACUGUGCCAAGGCGAUGACAACCUACGGACUUAACACCUCCCUGUUGUGUGACCCCCUAUUCAGCACCCCCAGCAGGAGAGCAAUAGGGAGCGCACCCCACCCUCCAAAUGUACUGUCUGGGGAGGGCGGCCUUUCCCUUACACUGC